Messenger RNA from Rattus rattus (black rat), 2377 nucleotides. RefSeq names its product galactosidase beta 1 (gene Glb1). The record is from RefSeq and is a predicted model, not a curated record. Gene Ontology annotation, molecular function: beta-galactosidase activity. Lineage: Eukaryota; Metazoa; Chordata; Mammalia; Rodentia; Muridae. Gene Ontology annotation, cellular component: vacuole. The transcript has 16 exons. The coding region runs from base 113 to 2056 and encodes 647 amino acids. Gene Ontology annotation, biological process: carbohydrate metabolic process.
GGCGGGUCCUCCUGGGCGGGUCCUGGCAAAGGGUCCUCAGUAACCCCUCGGAGGUGGAGCGGCUGGCCAGAGCGCCCACUGCAGAGUGGAGCGGUCCCAUCGCGGCGCCGUCAUGCUCCGGGUCCCCCAGUAUAUGCUGCUCCCGCUCCUGGCGCUCCUGCAGUUGCUGGGCGCUGCGCACAGUUUCUAUAAUGUCUCCCAGAGGACAUUUGAGCUGGACUACAAACGGGACCGCUUCCUCAAGGAUGGGCAGCCAUUCCGCUACAUCUCGGGAAGCAUUCACUACUUCCGGAUACCCCGAUUCUACUGGGAGGACCGGCUGCUAAAGAUGAAGAUGGCUGGGCUGGAUGCAAUCCAGACGUACGUGCCCUGGAACUUCCAUGAACCCCAGCCAGGACAAUAUGAGUUUUCUGGGGACCGUGAUGUGGAACAUUUCAUUCAGCUGGCUCACCAGCUGGGACUCCUGGUGAUCCUGAGGCCUGGGCCCUACAUCUGUGCAGAGUGGGACAUGGGGGGCUUACCCGCUUGGUUACUAGAGAAAGAAUCGAUCGUUCUCCGGUCUUCCGACCCAGAUUACCUCGCAGCUGUGGAUAAAUGGCUGGCAGUCCUUCUGCCCAAGAUGAAGCGUCUGCUCUACCAGAACGGAGGGCCCAUCAUAACCGUGCAGGUUGAGAAUGAGUACGGGUCCUACUUCGCCUGCGAUUAUAACUACCUGCGUUUCCUGGAGCACCGCUUCCGCUACCAUCUGGGUAACGACAUCAUUCUCUUCACCACUGACGGAGCGGCUGAAAAAUUACUCAAGUGUGGGACCCUGCAGGACCUCUACGCCACCGUGGAUUUUGGAACAACCGGCAAUAUCACACGAGCUUUCCUGAUCCAGAGGAAUUUUGAACCCAAAGGACCUUUGAUCAAUUCUGAGUUCUAUACUGGCUGGUUAGACCACUGGGGUCAACCCCAUUCCAAAGUGAAUACUAAGAAGUUGGUGGCCUCCCUCUAUAACCUGCUUGCCUACGGGGCCAGCGUGAACUUGUACAUGUUUAUAGGUGGGACCAACUUUGCCUAUUGGAAUGGUGCCAACAUGCCCUAUGCCCCACAGCCGACCAGCUAUGACUAUGAUGCCCCACUGAGCGAGGCAGGAGACCUCACUGAGAAGUACUUCGCUGUACGAGAUGUCAUUCGGAAGUUUAAAGAAGUCCCAGAAGGCCCAAUCCCUCCAUCUACACCCAAGUUCGCAUAUGGAAAAGUUGCUCUGAGAAAGUUCAAGACGGUGACAGAAGCUCUGGGUAUACUGUGUCCCAACGGGCCGGUGAAAAGCCUCUACCCCUUGACGUUCACUCAGGUAAAACAGUAUUUUGGGUAUGUGCUAUACCGAACGACACUUCCUCAAGAUUGCAGUAACCCGAAACCCAUUUUCUCUUCACCCAUAAAUGGUGUCCGUGAUCGGGCCUACGUCUCUGUGGACGGGGUCCCCCAAGGAAUCCUUGAUCGAAACCGUAUGAACGUUCUGAACAUUCGGGGGAAGGCCGGAGCCACGCUAGACAUUCUGGUGGAGAACAUGGGGCGUGUGAACUAUGGCAAGUCCAUCAAAGACUUUAAGGGUCUGAUUUCCAACAUGACCCUCAACUUCACUGUCCUCACCAACUGGACAAUGUUCCCACUGGACACUGAGGCCCUGGCAAGCAGCCAUCUUGGGAACUGGGAGGUCGCUGAUGAGGGUCGCCUCGAUGGACACUCGACCUUACGUUCUUCAAAUUUCACACCCCCCACCUUUUACGUGGGCAACUUCUCCAUCCCCUCGGGCAUCCCAGACCUGCCGCAGGACACCUUCAUCCAGUUUCCCGGAUGGGCCAAGGGCCAAGUAUGGAUCAAUGGCUUUAACCUCGGGCGAUACUGGCCCACAAAGGGCCCACAAAUGACCUUGUUUGUGCCAAGGAACAUCCUGACCACUUCAGCCCCAAACAACAUCACAGUGCUAGAACUGGAGUCGUCACCCUGCAGUAAUGGGACCCUAGAGCUAUGUACAGUAGAGUUUGUUGACACUCCGGUUAUUGGCUGACCAGUGGCCAUUUUCCAGGCCAGUCUGGUCAAGACUGAGGGCUGACCCACCUGCGACGACUGAUCCUCUGGGCACACAACCCUACUCUCGCUACGUGGACCACUAUUGUGGUACAGAAUUAUGGAAUGUGUGUAUCCUGCUGGUGACUUUGCAGCCCUGCCUUGCCUGACCACCCACCCUCGUGGCCACCAGGAAGGCUGAAGAGAGUGGAUACCAUAGGAAUACACAGCUGGUGUGCCGAGUUGGAACAAAACUUGAAUAAUGUCCCUUAUUCUGACUUGAAAUAAUCAUGUCUUUCUGAUGAAUAAAAUUUGAAUGCAA